AUGGAGCCAGUUAGCGAGGAAGCAAUCGUGAUAGGGAUCUCCGGGCCCUCGAGCAGCGGCAAGACAACCCUCGCACGGUUACUGCAACGCGUGUUCUACGGCGUGCAUCUCAAGCCAAAAGACAAACCUCUAAACACCUUCAUAGUCCACGAAGAUGAUUUCUAUUUCCCAGACGAUCAAAUCCCCUACACAACAACCCGCUCCGGCGCAAGAAUCCAAGACUGGGACACAGCCUCCGCAAUCGACAUCCCCUUCCUCUCGCAAGCACUGCACUACGUGCGCAAAGAAGGGUCGCUCCCACCCCGACUUCGCAGCAAAGAAGACCAGAACAGCCAGACUUCUUCCGGCGUGUCGGAGGAGCUGGUGCAGGAGUUGCGGGGUGUUGUUGGUACUCGAUUGCUGGAUGAAACAGGGAAACGCAAUGAGAAGACCAUUGCGUUCUUAGAGGGGUUUUUGCUGUUUGCGCCUCCCCCGUCUGAAUCCGAGAAAGAAGAACACGUACUUCGUUCUGUACAUGACUCCAUAGAUCUUCAUUUAUUCCUGCCUGCGGCGUAUGAGCUUGUUAAGGCUAGACGGGAGGGGAGGAGUGGGUAUGUGACUGUUGGGGCGGCGCCGGAACCACCGGUGGAGACUGGGGAUGGGGGACAUGGAAAGACGAGGACGGAGGUUGAUCUUCAUGCUGAGGAUGAUCGUCCGCCGCAGAACUUCUGGGUCGAUCCGCCUGGGUAUGUGGAUGAUGUUGUUUGGCCGCGGUAUGUGACGGAUCAUGCUUGGUUGUUGGUUGCUGAGGAUGAAGAUGGGGAUAAGAAAGGAAGUCAGGUUACGGCAGAGGCUGAUCUUGUUCGGAGGGUUGGGGAUGGGACUAGGGCUAGGACCGAUGUCGGGGUGGAGGUUGCACCGGGCUGUGGGAGUGCAGGGAUGGAGAUUAUUUUGAGGUGGGCUGUCGACUUGAUUCUGGGAUAUUAUUUGGAUCGGACGUCGGUAUAG
Penicillium robsamsonii is the source of this 987-nucleotide messenger RNA. Its product is annotated as ribosylnicotinamide kinase. Bases 1 to 987 code for a protein of 328 amino acids. Gene Ontology annotation, cellular component: cytoplasm. The transcript has 2 exons. The record is from RefSeq and is a predicted model, not a curated record. Lineage: Eukaryota; Fungi; Ascomycota; Eurotiomycetes; Eurotiales; Aspergillaceae.